This is a messenger RNA of Loxodonta africana (African savanna elephant), 1663 nucleotides long. RefSeq names its product olfactory receptor 6C68. The transcript has a single exon. The record is from RefSeq and is a predicted model, not a curated record. Gene Ontology annotation, biological process: G protein-coupled receptor signaling pathway. Gene Ontology annotation, molecular function: G protein-coupled receptor activity; olfactory receptor activity. Gene Ontology annotation, cellular component: membrane. The coding region runs from base 517 to 1557 and encodes 346 amino acids. Lineage: Eukaryota; Metazoa; Chordata; Mammalia; Proboscidea; Elephantidae.
UUGAAGGAAAAGACAAGGGAGGGUACACAUUGUUAUGGUGAGGAGAUUCAGCAAUUUAACCUUGACUUUUUCUUCUGGGCACCGCAAAAUAUGUUAUAUGAAAUGCGUUCUAAUCUGACUCAAGCUAACUGAAAGCAUGAAAAUAUACUUUUUAUAUUCUUCCACCGUGCAUUUAUUAUACUCAACAUUGUCUCACAAUGUGAUAAAACAGUGCAGAAAAACCAUCAGUUUGUACUAUGCUAUUGAAGCUUAAAGGAGACAUGUAAAAUUACAAAUUUGGAUGUUUAGAAGUCAAAGUGCACAGACCCCCAAGUAGAAGUUAAAAUGUUGAAUGUGCUAUUAAGUAAUUAUAAAAGUAAAAAGAAAAGUUAAACUAUAGUUAAAUGACAAAAAUUGAUUUUUAAAAAUCUCAUUCGACCAUUCUGUGUUAAUAAAUUAGGGGAACUCAGCUCACUACACAACAGCAAAUGUGUUCCUUAGAUCAACACAUAAAACUCGGGGUGUUGGAUAAGUUGAAUGUGGAAAUGUAUUCAUCACGACCUGAUUUUGUUACUGAAUUCACCAGUUCAAAUCUCUCUGACAUUCACAUGCAGGCUUUGCUUUCCCCAGAAGUCAAUAAUGAGAAACCACACAGCAAUAACGACAUUCAUCCUUCUGGGACUGACGGAAGAUCCUCAGCUGCAGGUUUUGCUUUUUAUUUUCCUACUUACCACCUACGUGUUGAGUGUAACUGGAAAUCUGACCAUCAUCACCCUCACCUUGGUGGAUCCCCACCUUAAAACACCCAUGUAUUUUUUCCUCCAAAAUUUCUCUUUCCUAGAAAUCUCAUUUACAACUGCCUGUGUUCCAAGAUUCCUGUACAGUAUAUCAACUGGAGACAGAACAGUUACCUACAACGCAUGUGCCAUUCAACUAUUUUUUACAGAUCUCUUUGGGGUGACUGAAUUUUUCCUUUUGGCCACCAUGUCUUAUGAUCGCUAUGUGGCCAUCUGUAAACCCUUGCAUUAUAUGACAAUCAUGAGCAAAAAAGUAUGUAAAACCAUGGUUAUCUGCUGUUGGAUGGCAGCAUUUAUGAUCAUCCUCCCACCACUUAGCUUAGGUUUUAAUCUGGAAUUCUGUGACUCUAAUGUCAUUGAUCAUUUUGGCUGUGAUGCAUCUCCUCUCCUGAAAAUCUCAUGCUCAGACACGUGGCUAAUUGAGCAGAUGGUUAUAGCCUGUGCUGUGCUGACCCUCAUCAUUACCCUGGUAUGUGUAGUUCUCUCCUACAUAUAUAUCAUGAAGACAAUUCUAAAAUUCCCUGCUGUUCAACAAAGGAAAAAGGCCUUUUCCACUUGUUCUUCCCACAUGAUUGUAGUUUCCAUCACCUAUGGCAGCUGCAUCUUCAUCUAUGUCAAUCCUUCUGCAAAAGAAGAGGUAGAAAUUAAUAAAGGUGUGUCAGUACUCAUUUCAUCCAUAUCACCAAUGUUGAAUCCUUUCAUAUAUACCCUGAGGAAUAAGCAAGUUAAACAAUCCUUUAAUGACUCACUCAAAAAAAUUGCAUCCCUCUCAAAGAAGUAAAAUGUACCUAAGUUGAUAAAUCAUGUUAAAAUAUGUAUAUUUACUUUAUAUUUUUCAUAAAUUCCUUAACCUAUAGAGUAAUCAGGCUGAUCUCACAGCCAUUUAA